This is a messenger RNA of Recurvomyces mirabilis, 3234 nucleotides long. RefSeq lists its product as uncharacterized. The record is from RefSeq and is a predicted model, not a curated record. The transcript has a single exon. Gene Ontology annotation, biological process: intracellular calcium ion homeostasis; calcium ion transmembrane transport. Gene Ontology annotation, cellular component: membrane. Gene Ontology annotation, molecular function: calcium ion binding; calcium channel activity. Bases 1 to 3234 code for a protein of 1077 amino acids. NCBI's taxonomy places the organism in Eukaryota, Fungi, Ascomycota, Dothideomycetes, Mycosphaerellales, Teratosphaeriaceae.
AUGUCUACCCCCGUGGAUGAACGACCUGAGCCGACUUACAUACCACUAACAUACACCACAAGCCAAGCACGACCUAGUCAGGAUGGCAGAGCAAGCAUGGAUCGUCCUUCGUUACCGAACUAUAACGUGAACAGACUGAACCGCAACAACAGUCAGGACAACAAAUCUUCAGAUGAUGAUGGGACGGUGGUUGGAGAUGGCGAGCAAGAAAAGGCAAACCUCGAGCACCACAAGGAGAACAUCCCGCCACUGCAUACAGGACGUGCCAGGGCAGGCAGUCAUCUCACCGUCGCCACCGAAUAUGAUCCCGGUGACCCUCUCUCCACCGUCUACAGCCCCUCCGUCAACCGCGAGCAGGCCAAACGAUUAGACGAUGAUCUGGCCAUGCUCAAGAUCGAACGUCAAGUCUCAAAAGCAGUGGAAAACCAAGACCUCUCCCGCACCAAGAGCGAAGAAGGUGAUGGCAUGUACCGCUCCCGAUCCCGACGUCGAGACGAACACCUAGACGAAUUCGAUAUCGCUACAAACCCGGUGCAUGAGAAGACGCAGGUCUAUAAGCCCGUGGAACAUCCUGCUUCGGCUUUCGCCAAGUUCAUCUCACGAGUGCAUAAGUCGAAUUGGUUGAUUCGGUAUAUGACGUAUAUCGCUCCGUUGACCUUGAUAUUGCUCAUACCGCUGCUCAUCGGCGCACUGGUCAGUCCGGCCAAGAGCGCGUCUGUGGGAGGUGUUUACCUGGUGUGGUUUAUGAUCUGGCUGGAAAUAGUAUGGCUGACGCUAUGGGCUGGCCGGAUCUUGGCAAAGUGUCUACCUUGGCCGAUUGGAUUGGUCUCCAGCUUGUUUACGAACAACAGCAAAAAGUGGCGGGAUAUGGGAAAGCAGCUCGAGCUACCCGCCACCCUAUUCUUCUGGUUCCUGGCAAUCGAGAUCUCCUUCCUGCCGACCAUGAGUAAUCACGUCAAGCCGCCGGCUUCGGGCACACAACACUGGAUGAUCCCCAUGAAUAAAGUCAUCAUCUCGCUUUUCGUCGGCGCCGUACUCAAUUUCGUGGAGAAGAUCAUCAUCCAACUCAUCGCCAUCAGCUUCCAUCUCCGCACCUACGCUGACAGGAUCGAGAUCAACAAGUUCCAGAUCGGUAGCCUGACGAAGCUAUAUCAAUUCUCAAAGGAGAAGAUUCAGAUGGAGGAUUCCGAGUUCGAACAGCCGUCCGCUGGGCCAGCAUCGGGUGCUCGUACGCCAGGACAGUUGUUGAACGAAGCUGGGAAGACUACGAAGGAAGCUUUCACUCGAUUCGGAGAUAUUGCUGGCAAGGUUGCUGGUGACUUUACUGGAAAGCAAGCGAGCAAGAGCACACAUCCCAGUCAGGUCACGCUCGCGCUUAUCGGCACGACUCCCGGCGCACAAGUGUUGGCUCGUCGACUUUAUCGGACUUUCGCCCGCGAGGAGACGGAGACAGUGUAUUCGGAAGAUCUGAAGGACGCCUUCGAAAACGAUGACGAAGCCGAGGCCGCGUUCAGCAUGUUUGACAAGGACAUGAAUGGGGAUAUCUCGAUGAACGAGCUGGAAGCCGUCUGCGUGGAGAUUGGGCGCGAGCGCAAAUCCAUCACCGCAUCGCUCAAGGAUCUCGACUCCGUCGUCGCCAAGCUAGACGACGUCUUCAUCAUCGUCGUCCUGGUCUUCAUCUCCCUCAUCUCCACCUCGGCCGCCGGCGUCCUCACCUCCCUCGGCUCCUCCGUCCUAGCCCUCUCCUGGCUCUUCUCCGUCACCGCGCAGGAGUUCCUCCAAUCCGUCAUCUUUGUCUUCGUCAAACAUCCUUUUGACGUCGGCGAUCGCGUCAGCGUCUACGGUAACACGGGCACCCUCGGCCGAGGAGACGACUACUUCGUCAAAGAAAUCAGCCUCCUCUACACCGAAUUCAAGAAAAUGGAAGGCCACGUCGUUCAAGCUCCCAACAGCUACCUCAAUACCCUCUUCAUCCUCAACCAGCGCCGCUCCGGCGGUCUGGCGGAAGCAGUCAGCAUCACGAUCAAAUUCGGCACCACCCUCGACCAAAUCGAAGGUCUCCGCAACAAACUCCUCGAUUUCGUGCGAGCUGAAAAGCGCGAGUACCAGGGCAAUAUCCUCACCGAACUCCGCGAUAUCGUCGAAGUCCACAGUAUGAACCUCAACGUCGUCUUUUUCUACAAAUCCAACUGGCAGAAUGAAGGGCUGCGUCUGGCACGGAGGAAUAAGUUUAUUUGUGCCAUGAUGGUUAGUAUGCAAGAGCUCGGCAUCGAAGGACCGAGGAUGCGUGAUCCGGGGUUGAAACAAAGUUUUCCUAUGUAUUUGCAGAAGGUGCCGCAUUAUGCUGUACCCGGGAUGGGACAGUCGGGGCAUCCGGAUCAGCCGGGUGGGUUUGAUCCGAGACAGCAGCAGCAGCAGCAGCAGCAACAGCAGGAGGCGGAGGGGGAGGAUGGGGAGUAUCACGAUCCGCCUUUUGUGGCUCCGGUCCCGGGACAUGAAAGUCAUACUGGCUCCCAGAUGCCUUUGCCGCACUCCAGACUCCGCAGCGGUUCCGCACUCAAAGGCGGUCGCCCAAGAGGUGAAUCGCUCGCGCAGAUGAAUAAGCGGGUGGAUUUCAGUCUGGGGGCGAAUAGUUUUAUCGCGGCGGACUUCGCGGGGGAUGUCUAUGAAGAUCGCGAUCGGCCGCGUAUCCCAGCCGAAAUCUUGGAGGCUUCGGAGAGUAGGGAACGGAGACGUGCGUCGCAGGAAGGUAGUAGUGGGAGUCAGGAUAUCGGCCGGACUUCUUCCCGUGAACACCCGAGGAGUUUUACGCCCGGCAACCUUGCGAGAAGGAGUACGACGGAUUCGGGAUCGAGAUAUCCCCCUACUCGUCCCGGCGGCGGCUCCAUUCAUCGGAACCGGUUUUUCGGCCGCGGAGGGGCUUCGAAUCUUCGACCAGGGACUAGUGAGGCGGAUUUGAUGGAGGGGGGUAUGAUGGCGGAUAUUCCUGAGGUUCCUUCGGGUCAGAAUACGGCGGGUCAGACACCUCCUCAUACCGCUGGGUCGGAGCGCUUGGAUCCGAGGACGGGGAUGGUGAGUCCCGCUGCUUGGAGGAUGGAUACUAAUGAGAGUAAUCUUCAUCCGGCGCCCGUUGUUAGUGGCGGUCUGGGGGAGGUGUCGGGAAAUGUGCCGGAUGGAUAUCGGGCUGUGGGGAGGAGUCGGACGGAGGAUUUCGAGAUGAGGCGGUUUAGGUAG